AUGGACAAUUUGCCUUCUCAAUCGCUCUCAAUGACGAACGGUGUAUCGUUUGUAGCUCCUCUCUGUGUUUCUGCCCAAUCUAGCUCCACUAUCGAUUGGACGGCGUACAUGGAACGCCUUGUUAUUGAACUCAGCAAUCCCAAUCUCAGAGAAAAUGCUAUUUGUGUGCUCUCCAAGCGGAAAGAGUUAUUUCAUGAACUUGCACCUUUAUUGUGGAAUUCUUUUGGUACUAUCGCAGUACUUUUGCAGGAAAUAAUUUCAAUAUAUCGUAAUCUUUCACCACCAACUCUUUCUCCCGCUCAAUCAAUUCGAGUGUGCAAUGUUCUUGCACUACUUCAGUGUCUCGCAUCUCACCCUAAUACAAGAAUGUCACUCAUCACUGCUUGCAUACCUCACUAUGUGUACCCUUUCCUUGAAAUGAUAAAUACCUUACCACAGUUUCACUAUUUGAGGGUUGCGAGUCUCGGAGUCAUUGGUGCCUUGGUGAAGGAUAGUAGCAAAGAAGUUAUACUUUUUCUUCUUUCAACUGAGAUCAUUCCAUUAUGCUUGCGCAGCAUGGAAAUUGGCAACGAAUUGUCAAAAAAUGUUGCGACUUUCAUUCUUCAAAAGAUUUUGCUGGAUGAUGAUGGUUUAGCUUAUGUUUGUGCUACAACAGACCGUUUUCUUGCCGUACGUCGAAUUCUAGACAUGGUGUUGGAAAGUCAUGAGAGACAACCUUCAACUCAGCUUUUGAAGCUUAUAAUUCCAUGUUAUUCUCGUUUGUCUCAAAAUCGCAGGGCUGGAAUUGCAUUAACAAGCUCUCUUCCGGGUGUGUUUACAAACCCGGCUUUCAUUAAUUCCCUUCGUGAAGAUCCAACUACUUGGAGGUGGAUGGAGCAAUUGUAUGAAAAUAUUAGGAUCAACAAUUGCAAAUGAGAUGUUGGAUGGUGUAAACUAAGAAAAC
Trifolium pratense (red clover) is the source of this 943-nucleotide messenger RNA. Its product is annotated as CCR4-NOT transcription complex subunit 9-like. The transcript is spliced from 9 exons. Bases 1 to 915 code for a protein of 304 amino acids. The record is from RefSeq and is a predicted model, not a curated record. Lineage: Eukaryota; Viridiplantae; Streptophyta; Magnoliopsida; Fabales; Fabaceae. Gene Ontology annotation, cellular component: CCR4-NOT complex; CCR4-NOT core complex; P-body. Gene Ontology annotation, biological process: negative regulation of translation; mRNA catabolic process.